AUGACAUUUGUGUUCAGUACGAUACUCUAUAUACCUAUAUUAUUUUUAUAUACAGUAUUAAUUUAAUAAAUGUAAAAUAGCUACCAAUUAGUUGUACAAAUGAAUAUAUGGAUAGUUUUCCAAACUAAAGAUGUUGGUAAGGAUUAUUAGUUAUAGAUUAAAUAAUCUCAAUAAUUGGUUUAAUAAUUUUAUUUUUCAUGUGUUCAUCAAUUAAUCUUGUAUUGUUUGAUGCUACUUUUGAUUAAGAAAAAGCACUUUCAAAAAGAAAUGGACGAUGUUCAACUUUAACUUCUAUUCAUUUUGGAAUAGUAGUAUUAUUAUCUAUGUUACCACAUAAUGAGAAUUCAUAGGUAUUUUUUGAAGUUUAUUAAUUAAUUGGAUCAGUGAUUUGUUUUUUGUAUGCUAAGAAAAAUGAUGCUUAUAAUAAUAGAAUAAUGUAGAAGUUAUUUUUAACUUUUCUUACAUUAGAAAUGUGGGCAUCCCUUAUGUUAUGUAUUUCUAAUUUAGUUGAAAAAAGAAUAAUGGUUGGAUCUUUAUAUACAUGGUUAUUUUGUUUGCCUUUUGUAUUCAUGAUAUAAUUAUUACAAUAAUAGAAAAGAGAAUAAUGUUUAAUGAUUUAUGUAAAUAAAUUUGAUAGUCCUGUUUAAUUAGUAAAUCAUGUACAUGAAGUUAUAAAAUUAGUAGAAUAUGAUAAAAAGAGAUUACCUUAAGGUUAAUUAUUAAAUGGUUACAUUGAAUUUCACAAUUAGACUUGUCCAAAUCCAUUAUGUCCUUUAAAAAAAGUGAAAUUCUCAUUAAAUAUGUUUAAAGCUAAAAAUGAAUUGGUUAGUAAAACAGAUAAGAGACAUCAAUUAAUAUACGAUACAAUGACAAGAUUAUUCAUAAUGGGUAUUGGAAAAUUUCCAACUGAUGUUUUUAUUCGAAUAGAAUAUGCUUUAUUUACUUUAAGAAUUUUAAAAUCUAAACCUUAAGCUUUAGAAGAAUUAAGUAAUAUAGAGAAAUUGAAGUCUUCUUUUGAUGAAAAAUAUAUAGUCUUUUAUAUAAAGAGUGUAAUUGAGGCAGAGAUAUCUGAAUUAAGUGGAGAAGGUUAAGAUUUUACAGAGUAAAGAGAUUUUGAUGAAAAAUUUGGAUCUUUUAAAUAGGCAAUGGAAAGAAGUGUAAGUUUAUUAAUGGAGUUUUGGUCUCAAUUUGCUGAUGAGAAACCAGAUCUAGUCAAAUUAUAUGAAAUAGGAUCAAAGUUAUUUCCAAUUAGAAUGUAUGUUGAUACAACUUGGAAGAGACUUUAAAGAAUAUAAAACCAAUAAUUACCUUAAGCUUUAAGAUUAUAUUCAAAAUAUUUAAUUGAAAUUUUUAAUGAUAGAAUAUCAGGAUUUGAUUUGCUUGAAUAGGCUAGAAAAUUAGAAAGUUCAUUUGCUUAAAGAAAAGCUUUUAAAUUAGGUAUGACAUCAAAUUUGAAUGUUGAUGGAUAAGAGGAUGGUUGUGUAUUUAUUUCAUUAGAAGAAGAGAAAUUUGGAUAGAUUUAUGCUAUUAAUAUGGCUGCAGCAUCUUUAUUGGGUUUUGAUAAAAAUGAACUUAUGAAUAAGAAAGUAAAUAAUAUUAUGCCAUCAUUAUAUGCAAGACAUCAUGAUGAUUUUUUAAGAAGAUUUUUAGAUACAAAUGAGGCUACAUUAUUAAAUAAAGAAAGAUUGUUAUUAGGAAAACAUAAGAAUGGAUAUUUAUUAGGAAUAAAUGUAUUAUUACGUCCAGUUUAUCAUGUUUUAAAAGAAGGAGUUGAAUUUGUAGGAACAUUUAAAAAAGAAAAAAGAAUCAAAGAUGUUGCUUAUUUGGUUUGUAAUAAAGAAUAUGUAAUUGAAGAUGUUUCAGGAGGAUGCAUAAACUUAUUAGGUUUGGAUGUAAAAUCAUUAUAGAUUUAAGAAAUUCAUUUAUUUGAUUUAUUUCCUGAUAUAAAAGAAUCAUAUAGUGAUUUUAAGAUGAAGUAAGGAAAAUCUAUAGAUUUCAUAUUUCCAAGAAUUUUAGAUGAUCAUAUAGCCUUUGGAGCAUCUGAUGUAACAAUUAGAUUAAGUGUAUCAAUUUAGGAUAUAAAUUUUCUUAUAAUGAAAACUUCUGAAAAUGAAUAAGGUUUAGCUGGAUAUUAAGUUAGAGUUGAAAAAUAAAUAGAUUUAUCUAAUUCAAAUAUAAAAUAAUUAUAAAAGAAAGCAUCCAAAAAUUAAAAUUUUUCAUUUAGAUUAUAAUUUUAAUAAACUGGUAUGCAUUUUUAUGGAGAAUAUACUGAUGCUAAUUAUAGUGAAAUGAUAACUCAUAUACAAGAUUAGAGUAUGUUUACUAAUCAAGAGUAUGAUUUAAAAAGUAAAGAAAUUGAAAAAAAUGAAGAUGUUAUAGAUUAUUCUUAAGGUAUUAGGGUUAUGAGAUUGUUUGAAGGAGUAAUUUAUGAUAUUGAAAAAUUUUAAUCAGAUGCUGAUAUGGAAAGUUAUGAAGAAAUUUAAAUUAAGAAAGAUGAAUAAUAAAAUCUAGAAAAUGAUGAACCAAAUGAAUCUGGAUAUUUUAGAUCCUCUAAAGAAUUAUAAGAGACUUUAAAUGCUUAAAGUGAAAGUAGAACAAUUAGAUGGUUAUACUAUAUAUCAUUUUUAUUAACAAUAUUAUUGAUUAUAUUAUGCAUUCUCAAUAAUGUAUUUGAGAGAUAAGAAAUUAAUAAUUAAAAUACUGGUUGGAAUAUGAUUAUUAAGUAAUCUGAUAUGAUUACUUAUUUAAAUUAAAUUGUUUUGUAUUCAAGAGAAUUAAUGUUUCUAAGCUUGGGAUUAUCAUAUUAUUAAUAGGAUUAACUCUUAUCUAAUUUGAACAAUAGUAUUUAAUAGUUUGAUUAGUUAAGUAAGGAUAUUUUCAUGAAGAUUUCCUUCAAUUCUGAUGUUAAGAUGAGUACUUAAUCAGGACAGGAAAUUAGUACUUUAGAAUAAGCAAGUUAAUAAAUUGUAAGUAAAUCUCUUAAUAUUCAAUAAAUUUAAUCUUAAUUGAAUGAGAAUUAAAUCGAUUAUUAUUAUGUGAUAUUCAAUUCCUUAAAUGAUUUCAUCCGUGCUCUCCUUGAUAUGUAUAUGAAUACCAUCGAUCUAUCCUACGAUUAAACUAAUAAAUUAUAUAGUGAUAUUUUAAUAAUCCUCAUUUUAUCAGCUUGUUUAACUUUCAUAUCUUCAAUAAUUCUUACCUGUAUAUUAACUAGCACUUUAGAUAAAAGAUAAGAAAUAUUAAGUAUAUUUCUUGAUAUUCCAGAGAGAACAGCUAAAUCAUUCUACACUAAAUGUGAAAAUUUUUUAUCGUAAAUAUCCUCUAAUGAAGAUGAUGAAGUAUUAAGUGAAAUUGACAUAAUUGACGACAAAGGAAAUGAUGAACCAGUAUCACUUCUAGGGAGAAAGAGAAAGAGAUUUAAAAAUAAUGAAAACAAGCAUAUGGGAUUCUUUGUUAAGAUGAUAUUUUUAGCAUCUAUAUUGGAGUCAUAUUUUAUUAUGAUUUACUUUUUAGACUAAAAUAAUGUUGAUUAGAAAAUCAAUAUUUUAAAUGAAUUUAAUCAAACUUCAUUAAGUUCCAGUUAUUAUUCUAUUCUUGUUAAUUCCCUUAAAUAAUAUAUUUACAAUGACAAAUUCAAUUUAAUGAAUUAAGAUAGUAAUAUUACUAUGGUUUAAUUGAUAAACAAAGUUUAUGAAAUUGAUACUCUAUAUUAAAAAUUACAUGCUAUUAAUGUAGAAUAUAAUGAUAUAUCAUACAUUGAUUUUUAUAAUUCAAUUAUGUUUGAUAAUCUUUGCGUCAUUAUCAAAUUUUAAGAAAUUACAUGUGAAACAUUUGCUAAUGGAAUUUUAGAUCAUGGAUUAAUGACAGCAGUAUCCAGACAUUUUUAAAAUAUAAGAAAAUUAUAUAAUACUUAUUAGAAUCUAUAUUUUAAUGACUCUUAAGAAUUUCCUUGGUCUAAUUAUACCCUUUUGUAACUAUCUGAUGAUAAGAAGAGAAAUAAACUUCUUAAUUUACUCAAUACACCAGAAAGUUAUGAGAUAAGUAAAUUUUAUUAUUUAUAUUCUAGAUGAUAUGUAAUUUAAUGUUCUUAAAGAUUCAUAUUCACUUUUAAAGAAUGAAUAUUUUAAUAUUAUCACAACUGAUUAAGAGAAUUAUGUAGUUUAGUAGUUAAUACUUAUGAUAUUCUUCUUAUUAACUUUGAUUAUAGCGUUAUUGUUUUGUUGGAAUCCAUUCUUAAGAAAACUAAAUAGAGAAGUAUUUUCAAAUAUAUUUAUUAGAUUUGGUCCACUAAAUGUUUAUUAACCUUCAUCCCAAUAGAUGAAAUAGCCAAAAUUAGAACAAUUAAUAAUUAUAUUAGAACUGUUAUAUUGGAAUAAAACAUUUGA
Messenger RNA from Paramecium sonneborni, 4382 nucleotides. NCBI's taxonomy places the organism in Eukaryota, Ciliophora, Oligohymenophorea, Peniculida, Parameciidae. The record is from the annotation of a GenBank genome assembly.